This is a messenger RNA of Closterium sp. Yama58-4, 3438 nucleotides long. The record is from the annotation of a GenBank genome assembly. NCBI's taxonomy places the organism in Eukaryota, Viridiplantae, Streptophyta, Zygnematophyceae, Desmidiales, Closteriaceae.
AUGGCCCCGACACUGCCUCGCACGCUUACUAUCGCACGUGUAAGACACCCAACAACGCGCUCCUCGAAACGCCCUUCCAGAUCCUCCCUCCGCUGCUCGUCGCUGCUCCUCCUCGCCGCUUUCGCGCUUUCCCUCUGCCCGCCGUUCGUCUCUGCCGCCACGUUUCAGGGCGACACGGAUGCGCUACACGAGUUUAAAGCCGCCGUCGCCAACCCGUCUGCGCUGAGCUGGCCCGAUUCGGGCGGCGACCCAUGCAUCGACGGCUGGAGCCACGUCACGUGCACGCGCGAUGCGAUCACGCAAGAGCACCGCAUCUCGUCGCUCCUGAUCGACGGGCUUAACCUCGGGGGAAGCGGCUCCCCGUUCCCCACGCAGCUCGCGCGACUAGAGUACUUGCACGCGCUGUUCAUCGGGAACAACGGAUUUGCGGGGGAGAUUCCGCGGGAACUGGGGGAGCUUGCGCGUAUGGAGCAGCUAGGUUUGGACCACAACGGAUUCACCAGCGCGCCGCAAGACCUGUUCACGAAUAUGACGGCGCUCGAGGCGCUGUAUCUUCAAAGUAACCCUCUUGGGGGGCAACCUCCGCCAGAUCUCUCCGCAAACACGAAUCUUAAGAUCUUGCUCCUCACCAACUGCUCCUUCACGGGUGAACUACCCUCUUAUCUGGCGUCGCUCGUCGCGCUCACGAACGUGUCCCUCGGGCUGAACGCGUUCGACGGCGGGAUUCCCGAAGGGAUGUUCGGAGCGCACAUGCCGUCACUACUCUCGCUCCGACUGAACAACAACAGGCUGACCGGCCCCAUUCCCGCGUCGCUCGCCUCCGCGCCGCUCCUCUCCGAACUCUGGUUACACGGUAACGACCUCUCGGGGCCGAUUCCCGACGCGCUAGGCGGCCCGUUGUCUCUGCUGCAGUCCGUGAAAGUAUACGAAAACGGCCUUGUCGGUAUGUUGCCCGAGUCGCUCGGCGAGGCGCGCCAGCUAUCAGAACUGCAGGUGCAGCGGAACAAACUAGUCGGCCCGAUUCCUGCGUUUAUGAAGCGGUUCGGGGAGGGGAGCUGGGGGGAGAACGGGUGGUGCGCGCCGAGCCCUGGCGACGCGUGUUCCGACGAAGCUAUGGCGCUGCUGGAGUUUUUAAGAGGCGUCGAAUAUGCUCCUGCGCUUAGCGACUCGUGGGUUGCUAACGACCCAUGCGCCUCGGGUUCGGCGGGGAACUCGUCGGGUGGCCAGUCGUCUUCUGCCACGUGGCUUGGCGUUGGGUGUUCCGCGGACGGCCAAGUUACCAGCCUCACCAUUCCCUCGCAGAAUCUGAACGGAACCAUUUCCGCGUCGCUCGCGCGGCUGCCCGCGCUUGAAAUGCUUCAGCUGCCCGACAACAAUCUCGAGGGCUCGCUGCCCGCGGAGCUCGCGAAGCUGCCCGUGCUGCGAGCCGUCAACGUGGCGAACAACCAGCUCACCGGACCGCUGCCGGAUUUUCCGCCGCAAGUGACGGUGGUGACGACGGGGAACAAGCUGGAAGGCGGAGCGCCCGCUUCCGCCCUUCCCCCGCCCGUUGCGCCUCCUGCGUCUAUCCGCGGGAAUCCGGGGGGGAACGCGCGUGGCACUCCAUCACCCGGGGACUCGAAUCAUUCUGCUGCUAGCAACGGCGGCCGCGGCGGCAGCGGCGGCAGCGGCGCUGGGACAAAGUCGAGACCAGCAUCGUCUCCCCAUACUGUCCCGGCCUCCAGCUCACUCUCUUCCCCACUCUCCGCCCCCCCAAGCUCUCCCGGCGCCCCCUCCCCCACCUCCGCCACCCCUUCUCUCCCCUCCCCCACCUCCGCCACCCCUUCUCUCCCCUCCCCCACCUCCGACACCUCCCGCACCGCCUCCUCCUCUCCUGGCGCGUCCUUGUCCUCCCCCCCAACCUCCCCGCCUCCCCCCGAUGCUUCCGCGUCGGGGCUGAGCACUCCGCUGAUUGCGGUGAUUUCGGUGGCGGCGCUGCUGCUGUUGCUGGUGGUGCUGUGCGCGGGGGUGCUGGGCAUGCGGUACUGGCGGAAGAAGGGGGGAAGCGGUGGGCGCAAGGGCGCCGCCGCUGCCGCGUCGCAGAUCCUCCCAUCCGUCGCGCCUUCCCCCCACUCCUCAGCUGCCUUCUCCGCCUCCUCCGGUCCCUAUUCUUCCGCCACCGAGGGCGCAGCAGGGGGUGUGCAUUCCGCCGCGUCAGCGGGAGCAGGCGACGCAGCAAGCGGCGGAGAGGGAGGAGGAGGAAACGGCGGCAUGGUGAUGCGCAUGGACGUGAUCCGCGCGGCGACGGGGGGGUUUGCGGCGGAGAACAUCAUAGGCAAGGGGGGCUUCGGUACCGUGUAUAAGGGCGAGUUGGCGGACGGCACGGGGGUGGCGGUGAAGCGCAUGGAGGUGGCGCAGCUGGCCAAGAAGGGCGACUCGGAGUUCCAGGCGGAGAUCGAGGUACUAUCGUCGGUGCGCCAUCGUCACCUGUUAGGUCUACUGGGUUACGCCGUGGAGGGCAACGAGCGCGUGCUGGUGUACCAGCUCAUGGCGCGCGGCCCGCUCAGCCGCCACCUCUUCGACCACCGCCGCCUCGCGCUGCCGCCGCUGACGUGGCGCGCGCGCGUGUCCGUUGCGCUCGACGUGGCGCGCGGCGUGGAGUAUCUCCACUCGCUGGCGCACACGUCGUUUAUACAUAGAGAUCUUAAAGCGAGUAACAUUCUGCUGGACGAGGGCAUGCGCGCGCGCGUGGCGGAUUUCGGGCUGGUGAAGCACAGCAAGGGGGACGGCAUGCAGAGCAUCGAGACGCGCAUCGCGGGCACGUUUGGGUACCUCGCGCCGGAAUAUGCGGUGACCGGGCGGGUUACCACGCGGUCAGACGUGUACAGCUACGGCGUGGUGCUGAUGGAGCUGAUCACGGGGCGGCGUGCACUGGAUGACUCCAAGGCGGACGAGGCCGCGCACCUCGCCACGUGGCUCGCCCCCCUCGUGCCGCUCCGCGACCAGCUCGCUAAGGUCGUAGACCCCGUCCUCCUGCCUGAGAUGCCAGAGGAGCAUGGUUCGGAGCAUGGGUACGGCGGGGUGUUCCCGUCGGUGUGUGCGGUGGCGGAUCUGGCAGUGGAGUUGGGCUUUGGAUCUGGACUGGAAGCAGAGGGGGCGAGAAAGGGAGGAGGGAUGCAGACUCUACAGGUUGCUGACAUUGGAGCAGGGAGGCAGAGGGGGAGAGAAGGCCGGGCAGCAGGCAGCAAGCUCAUGAGUGAGGUGGUUGUUGGGGGCGGUGCGAGGAGAGGGGGAGGGGGAGAGCAGGGGGGAGGGAACAUGAAAGGAGGAGUGGGAGGGGGCAUGUCGCUAGAGGAGCAAUAUGUGCGGCAGGGGUCGUGGGAGGGGGGGUCGUCGGAUGGGAGUGCGAGGAGCAUUCCCACGUUCAUCCAGCCACGCCUUGCACUGUCGGGCCGCUGA